Molecule: messenger RNA, 1159 nt
Organism: Microplitis mediator
Lineage: Eukaryota; Metazoa; Arthropoda; Insecta; Hymenoptera; Braconidae
Gene: Fnta
Product: protein farnesyltransferase/geranylgeranyltransferase type-1 subunit alpha
Exons: 5
Coding region: 108-1079 (323 amino acids)
Biological process (GO): protein geranylgeranylation; protein farnesylation
Cellular component (GO): cytoplasm; protein farnesyltransferase complex; CAAX-protein geranylgeranyltransferase complex
Molecular function (GO): CAAX-protein geranylgeranyltransferase activity; protein farnesyltransferase activity
Source: RefSeq, a predicted model, not a curated record
CGAAGACAAAGAAAGAAUAAAAAAAAAAUAUAGAGUUUUGUUGACCAAGUUGUUGAUUUUUCUAAAGUUAUUUAAUUAUUUAAUUAGGAUAAAUAUAAAUAAAAAUAAUGUCAGAUAGCUCUGAUGAAGCUGGGGAAGACGGUGUCUGGACAUUAUAUAAAGAUAAAGAUGAAUGGAAAGAUGUUACACCGAUACCGCAGGAUGACGGAUCACAUCCAGUUGUUGCUAUUGCGUAUUCUGACAAAUUUCGAGAUGCAUACGAUUAUUUUCGAGCUGUCUUGAAGAGUGAAGAAAAAAGUGAACGUGCAUUAGUAUUAACAGCUGAUUGUCUUUGGCUUAAUCCUGCUAAUUAUACAGUCUGGCAGUAUCGACGUGAUAUUUUAAAAGAACUUGGCAAGGAUUUGUAUGAAGAGCUUAAGUAUAUUGACUCAAUGAUUGAAGUUAAUUCCAAGAACUAUCAGGUGUGGCAUCAUAGAAAAGCUAUUAUUGAAUGGCUGAGAGAUCCGACUUAUGAAUUGGAUUUUACUGCCAUGAUUUUAGAAAAGGAUGCCAAAAAUUAUCAUACCUGGCAGCAUCGACAGUGGUGCAUCCAAGAAUUUAAAUUAUGGGACAAAGAACUAGACUACGUUGAAGAACUUUUAAAAGAUGAUAUCCGAAAUAAUUCAGCCUGGAACCAAAGAUAUUUUGUUUUGAACAAUACAACUAAGUUUGAGAAUGAUGUUAUUCAACGUGAAGUGGAUUUUGCAUUAGAAAAGAUAUCGAUUGUCAAAGGAAAUGAAAGUGCCUGGAAUUAUUUACGUGGAAUCUUGAUGCAUGAUAAAAAAGGUGGAUUAGCUUACAAUGAAAAAGUCCUGAAAAAAUGUGAAGAAUUAUAUGCUAAUGGAUGUCGUGUUAAUCAUUUACUGGCAUGUAUUAUUGAUAUUUGUCAAGCAAGGCACCCAAAUGAUAGUGAUGGUUCCUUCUACAAUAUUAAUCGUGCAAUUUCGCUUUGUAAAGAAUUGUCAGAAAAUCAUGACAAAAUUCGAAAAAGAUACUGGGAUUAUAUUGUUACACAAUUAACGGAAAGUGUUAAAGUUUAAAUUUAUUUUUCGAAGGUGAUGCGCUUAAGUGAGUCAGUGAUUUAUUUUUUAUUUUAUUUUAAAAGUAUAACUUUUUUUUU